This is a messenger RNA of Desarmillaria tabescens, 1784 nucleotides long. RefSeq lists its product as uncharacterized. The transcript has 6 exons. Lineage: Eukaryota; Fungi; Basidiomycota; Agaricomycetes; Agaricales; Physalacriaceae. The record is from RefSeq and is a predicted model, not a curated record. The coding region runs from base 496 to 1719 and encodes 407 amino acids.
CUCCGGAGACUCUAAUGAUGCCGCUGUAAGUGCCUUCGUAUCCGUUCUUCGAACUGGUUGGACAACGCAUGCGAUGAACAUGGGCCAACGUUAUCUUCAACUCAACAGCACGUAUGCUGUGAACACAUGGGGAUCCAGACAACUUUGUGUCGACAUGAGAGCCGUCUCAAUCUGAUAUUGCCAGCUCUGGUCUUGAUGGGCAAUGUGCCAGAGCACCGACCGAACCACUGUGCUCUUUGGUACAGCAUUGUGCGAGAUGGUUCCAUUUCAUGCCUGGAAUCGAAGUAUAAGCUGUUCUGUACUUUGGCUCACGCGCGCGCAUGGUGAUAGAAAGUGUUAGCAGGUACCAAGAUGCAGAUAGCAUCUAGUCAGAAGAGUCACGAAGCUGGAUCUUAAAAGCGAUAUCAUGACAGAGCGCCGGUCUGAAAAUGGACCAGUCCACAGAUCCCCGGAAUGCCCGCCUUCGCUGAGAUCUGGAUAUAAAGGUCUCUCUUCAUGUUCAUGGCCUUAGAAUCUGCCAUCCACAGCUACCGUUCAAGCAAGAUGACCGAGACUUCAGACGAGUCGUUCACCACACCCCCGCCUCCGUAUUCCUGUUGUCCCGCUCAAGGAGAAAAAAUCAUAGACCACUCCCUUCGACUAGGCUCUCAGACUCCAAAUGGAACGUUUAUAAAGCAUCAAGGUAAUAUCACUGUCGUUUUGUCAGGGCAAGAGGAUGGCAGAUCGUCUCCUUUGUACCGUCGAGGGGAAACCAUUGAAGGUAGCAUGCUCCUAGAGAGACUUGAUGGCGUAUGCAAGGUGAAGAUAAAAAUUGAAGGGCGGCUGGAUCUUAUGGGAUCUUCAAGCGGUGCACGAUCACUCACUAUGAUCGACAAUAGUACAACGUUAUGGAAGCGCGAUCCAUCAGACGGCCCGAUUUGCCCAAGCUCCUUGGCCUUCUCCCUCAGCCUGCCGCGCUCAUUCAAGGAAAAAUCUCAGAUUCCGGGAUUGCUGGUUACUUCAGUAUAUACUCUCAUCAUCUCAGUUACUUCCAUCCGUCACACAAGGCUUCUCCUACCCGACAAAGUCGAAACCCUUCGGAUCCUCAUCACAUACUUCCCCAGAACGCGACCAGAGCGACCGACGCUAUCCAUUCCUCUUUUCUCUAGUAUCAAAUCUUCUCCCGAAGAAUGGACGCAAUCCUUCAUCACCGUAAGAACAAAAGGCACUGCAACAACCUCCCCGGUACAAUGCAAUCUAUUUGUACCAUCCGUCCAGACAUUCGCUAUCACUGAUACGAUUCCCUGCCACGUUCAGCUAAGCGGUUCGAUCACAUCCCUUGAGCAAAUUCUGGACGCUCGUCUUUGUCAUAUCAGUGAACAUAGUGUCAUCAACCUAUCUAUUCGUCGACAGAUCUCAGUUGAGCGUCAUGGAACGCGUUCAUACCAAACGAUGAUAAUAGGGGAAGGAGAUAUACGCUCUGUACCUCAGUAUACGAGGGACCUCUAUCGUCCCUUUAGCGAUGCUGUUAGCCGAGAAGAACAUUUAGACUGGGAGGGUGAGCUGAAAUGCACAUCCAGAGUAACAGUGGGCGGUUUCAGUGCCGCGGGUGCCUCGGUAAAGGAUUUUAUUGUGGUUAUAGUAAAACCUCCAUCGGCAUCGCCGUUCCUUUCAUCAGAAUGUUAUGUUCCAAUUCUCCUUGUCACAGAUACCUGGGAAAACGUUCCUAACGGCGCUUGAAAGUUCACUUCGUGUGCACCCGCCUGGCGGGGGGGGGGGGGAUGCUAUGGACCUUGGGUUCUAUU